Messenger RNA from Wyeomyia smithii (pitcher-plant mosquito), 2121 nucleotides. RefSeq names its product alpha-tocopherol transfer protein. The transcript has 5 exons. Gene Ontology annotation, cellular component: membrane. Lineage: Eukaryota; Metazoa; Arthropoda; Insecta; Diptera; Culicidae. Gene Ontology annotation, molecular function: phosphatidylinositol bisphosphate binding. The coding region runs from base 600 to 1556 and encodes 318 amino acids. The record is from RefSeq and is a predicted model, not a curated record.
AAAAAAUAUUCUAUAAAAUCAUAUUGAAUCACACAUCCUACUAACUGCGAUCUCGCGAUGUCGUUAUUACCACGUAGUAUAAAAAAGCAUGCAAUUGAACUGGCGCGCACCAAAACAAAACCCACCUGUUUUCCUUACCUUUCCCAUGUUUUAUAUACCGUACGCGAGCGACGAAUGACGACGGCGAUGACGACGACGACGUUUACGUCGCGGCGCGUCGUGACGCGCGCUAGUUUCCGUGAGAGCACAUUUUAUGUGGGACUUACACCGGAGAGAACAUUUAGUAAUAAAACAUUACCCGCGAUCAAUAUUCUAUGCUAGUCUGUACCUAACGGUCGCCAGUGCCAGUUGUUGUCGGUCUUUUUUUCUGUAGUUAGUGCACAAGUGUCCAGUAUUUACCAAUCGCGCGAGUAUCGGACUUACAUACUUACAACGAAACCUGAUUUCGGCUACGAUCACCGUAAAUACCUACGCGGAUCGCUAUCUGAAGGAAGAACGUUAAAUCGUGUCGCCAGAGGCAGCGCAUUUUUGCCAUACAAAGACGCUACUGGACAUCAUUGAAAACAAACAUUCAUCAGUGAUAUACUUUUCGCAGCAAAAUGAGAGUCCCAACGAUGCUUUCGGAGGUGGACGAACUGCCCUCGGUGCAGCUCGGUGACUACAUACUGCGGUUUGAGCUGGAAGAUUUAACACCCUUCGGCAGGGAGGUGGCCUUGCGGGAGCUACGCGAGACGCCAGAAAUCAGAGACAAAGCCAUCGCCGAGCUGCGGGAGCUGCUGAAAGCUCAAGAUGAUCUGGUGGUUCCCCUGGACAAUGAAGACUGGAUGGUCCGGUUCCUGAGGCCCUGCAAGUACUACCCGAAGAGUGCUUACGAACUCAUCCAGCGCUACUAUCAGUUCAAGGUUAAACAUUGGGACAUGUAUUUGGAUUUGAGCCCAUCACGUGAGGUCAACAUAUUCAAGCAGAACAUUCUAGCUGUCUUUCCAAACCGGGACCAACUGGGACGACGAAUUCUGCUGCUCGAGCUGGGUAAACCAUGGAAACACAAGGAAGUCUCGCUGGAUGAGGUUUUCAAAGGAAGUGUGCUAUUCCUGGAGGCAGCAAUGCUGGAACCGGAAACCCAAGUACACGGCGCUGUCGUAAUCUUCGACAUGGAUGGUUUAACCAUGCAACAGGCGUGGCAGUUUACGCCUCCGUUCGCGAAACGGAUCGUAGAUUGGCUGCAGGAUGCUGUACCUCUGCGCAUCAAAGGCAUUCACAUUAUCAAUCAACCAAAGAUUUUCAACAUAGUUUUCGCUUUGUUUAAACCAAUUCUACGGGAGAAACUUCGCAAUCGCAUCGUGUUUCACGGUUCCGAUCGAGAGUCACUCUACAAACACAUUUUAAAGGAAUGCCUUCCGCAGUGCUAUGGCGGUACAGUGGAUGCGCCACGUGUCCAAGGUGAACAGUGGUACGAAUUGCUGCUGAAAUGUGACGGCGAAUACACCGCUAUAAACAAAUACGGCUAUGUGAGGCAGAUGGAUGAAAUACGAAUAAAGAAAAGCAAGAAGAAGUGAAUCAUAGACGGAAUAUUUUUUGGGCGAAAAUGACAAAUCGAAAACUAUCGAUACCAAGAAACGGAAAUGUGAUGAAUAAUCAGGCUAAGCAAAUCUAUAUUUAAUUGCAGUAGCUUUUACACGAAAAAAGUACGAGCACAAAUGAACUUCUAGGGCCCAAUCAUUCCUACUGUUAAAGAAUCUUUUAUAUUUAUUAGUUUUUCCAUUCGUGGUUUUCGCUAAGCUUAGCCAACACGAUUAGAGAUAUACUUUUCGAGAAUAGAAUAUCGAAAACCGAAGAAAUGCAGUCAAGGUUAGACCUAAGUAGAUAGGUGUUAUGUUAAACGGUGAAUCAAAAGUGCUUAAAAUCUAUUACAAUUCAAUAAACGAAACGAAUCUCAGUUUAGACUAACUUUUGUGAAAUUGUUCAUUAAAGUCUACUAAGAUACAAUUAUUCCGAACUAAACGUAGUAUAUUUCGCAGGGUAAUUCAUAUAGUAAAUUAUUCAAAUAAAAUUCAAUAAAGUUUUUAAAAUAUGGUUGUUAGUAAUUCAAUAUGUACAAAAAUAAACGCACAUUCAUUUGAA